Molecule: messenger RNA, 900 nt
Organism: Durusdinium trenchii
Lineage: Eukaryota; Dinophyceae; Suessiales; Symbiodiniaceae
Source: the annotation of a GenBank genome assembly
AUGGACUAUGUGCCCCAGGUGUGUGAGCUCUGGGGUGAGGAUGUUUGGUGCACCGAUAAGCUCAACGUCUUAGCGGCCGCGACGCUGGUGAUUUGGCCUUUGAGCUGUUUGAAGGGCUUGUCUGCCUUGCGGUACACCUCUACCUGCAGCAUCGCCACCAUCGUCUUCACCUGCCUGGUGGUCUUCUUCAAGGCUCCCAGCCACUUCGCGGCCCAGGAGGCGACCCUACAGCAGGUGCGGACCAAGACACGAGGCAGACACGAACGGUGCGAGGUGCUGUCGAUGGCGUGCUUUGCCUUCAUGACACACACCAACUCCCCAGAGAUCGCCCUGCGCUUCGCCGGCGGCCCAUCAGCGGCGAAGCAGGUGCUCCGUGCGCAGACGGCGGUGCUGUGGGCAGUCUAUUGCGGAAUUGCUGUGUGCGGCUACCUCUCCUUUUUGGAAGACACCAAGCAAGACUUCCUGACGAACUACGAUGUUCAAGACAAGCUCAUUGUGAUGUGCCGAUGUUUGCUCUCAGUGACGCUGGUCUUCGCUUGCCCGCUGAACAUGUUCCCGGCAGUGCAGGCGUUGUUCAACGUUUUGGAACACUUCCGCCCGCCGCAUCGACAUCACGAGGGGCUCUAUGAGAACGAUCUGGUGCGGGUGCCGGUGAGCACCUUGGCCUUUGCCAUCACCUUGGGGGUGGCCUUGAAGUCGCCACAUGUGGCCGAUCUCAUCUCGACCAUCAGCGCCUACUUCUCCUCGCCCUUGAUGUUCGCCUUCCCCGCGGUGAUGCACUGGAAGAUCUUGAGGCCGCCACCGGGACGACGGAGCGCGCACUGGGGCGGAAGACGACGACCGCGUGGACGGACGGCGUUGGUUCGGUGGGUUCGGUGUCAGAGUUCCUGGUGUCGGUGA